AAUAAUCUAAUCUCAAGAGCAUCUGGCAGUAUAUAAGUGUAUUAAAUAUGUUGCUGGUUUCUAGUCACCCCAAAGAUAUAGAUUAACAGUGAUGUACAACGUACUGUUGGUAUUUCCGCUUAUUUUGACGGUUUCGAGUUUCGCGGCCGCAGAAAGCAACCUAACAUUUCCCGAUGACUUCUUGUUCGGCGUCGCUACAGCGGCCUACCAGAUUGAAGGGGCCUGGAACGAAGAUGGGAAAGGUGAAAACAUCUGGGACCAUUUCGUCCAUAACAACGCCUCAGUAAUUAAAAACAAUGACAACGGGGAUGUCGCCUGUGACUCAUACCACAAGUAUGAGGAAGAUGUCGCUCUUGCGAAAGAGCUUGGUCUCAACCAUUAUAGGUUUUCCGUUUCUUGGUCAAGAAUAUUACCUACUGGUUAUGCUGAUGAAACAAACGUCAAAGGGAUUAUGUACUACCAAAAUUUGGUAAACGAAAUAGUGAAACAGGGCAUGAUACCUGUUGCCACCUUGUACCAUUGGGAUCUUCCCCAACCCUUGCAGGAUAUCGGGGGAUGGACGAACCCAGAACUGGUCCACCACUUCGUCAAUUAUUCUCGAAUAGUAAUAGAGGGCUUGAACCAAGUUGGUUACUGGAUAACUAUCAACGAACCAAAGCAAAUCUGCCGACGAGGUUACGGUGAAGGGGCCUUUGCUCCUGGUAUAGCCCUAGAUGGUAUUGGCGAAUAUUUGUGUGCCUAUGUCGUGGCAAAAGCACACGCUGCUGUGUACCACAUGUAUAAAAAUGAAUUUCCAGAUUUAAAAGCUAAAAUGUCAAUAACUAUUGAUGGUGAAUGGUCGGAAGCAGCUAGUGAGAACAAAAAUGAUAUAGAAGCUGCAGAAAGAAGGAAUCAGUUUGAGUUUGGAUUAUACGCUAAUCCGAUUUUCAAUGGAAACUGGCCUCAGGUGGUAAUAGAUCGAGUAAAGUAUCGCAGUGAAAAUGGGAAUUACUCCAAAUCACGCCUUCCCCAGUUCACCGAAGAGGAAGUCGCGUAUAUCAACGGCUCCUUUGAUUUCAUGGGUUUCAACACGUACUGGACUUUCCUCGUUGCUGAUGCCGAUGAGGCUGAUUUUGCCGAGACAAGCUAUGCAAACGACAUCAGGGCCACCAUAUCUAAAGAUUCCUCGUGGCCUGUAGCACCAAAUGGGAACACGAUUGUGCCUUGGGGAGCUAGAAAAUUUUUAAAGUGGGUAAAAGAUACAUACAACAACCCUGAAAUUUUCAUCACGGAAAAUGGCGUCGCUGAUGAUGGCAGUACUUUGGAAGACGACGACAGGGUCAGCUUUUAUCAGGACUAUCUUAAAGCAGUACUUGAUGCAAUGUAUGAGGAUGAAGUAAAAAUAUUUGGGUACACUGCAUGGAGUUUGAUUGAUAAUUUCGAAUGGACUGAUGGAUAUAGUGCUCGUUUUGGACUUUACCACGUAAACUUUACCGAUCCGGAUAGAAAAAGGACAGCAAAAAAAUCGGCGAGCUUCUACAAAGAUGUAGUUAACACUCAUAAACUACCAGAAAUUCCAACAACUACUUCCAUUCCUGUUCCUACCACUGACAGUACUACAAUUGAAAAAUCUACCACUGACAGUAUCACAACAGAAGAACCUACCACUGACGGUAGUUCAACUAUCGAAGAAUCUACCACAGAUACUCCUACAAGCGCUUCUCCACCAGAAACUAGCACUCAUGGUUCUGCUAAUGGAAUAUUUAGUUCUAAUACCUUAUUAUUAGUUCUAAGCUUUUUAUUUAUGUGUGCCAAGUUAACGUAAAUUUUUUGGUGUCGCUUCGAAUAACAUAAUAUCCUUUAAAUAGCCUUCCGAAGUGGUUUAAAAGCUCUAUUGCUAUUUUAAUAUUUUAUUUUGUCCUACUGUUAUUGUUAUUUAAUUAUUAUUUGCCAAAAAUUUAAAGAAAACUUGUUUGUCUACAUUUAAGUAAAGAAAAAAAAACUUGUUUAAAAAAAUAAGAGAAGUACUAUUUUAUUCCUAAAUAUUCGCUUCUUUUCAUUUAGGUAAUUAAAAU
Anoplophora glabripennis (Asian longhorned beetle) is the source of this 2054-nucleotide messenger RNA. RefSeq names its product myrosinase 1. Gene Ontology annotation, molecular function: beta-glucosidase activity. The coding region runs from base 92 to 1804 and encodes 570 amino acids. Gene Ontology annotation, biological process: carbohydrate metabolic process. The record is from RefSeq and is a predicted model, not a curated record. Lineage: Eukaryota; Metazoa; Arthropoda; Insecta; Coleoptera; Cerambycidae. The transcript has 8 exons.